GCUGCAUGCUGCUGGUGUCAUUGCUAUGCGGUGGGAGUCUCCUGGUCUGGUCUAGGUGGGUGCAACAUGUCUUAAGUAACAUCCACACGAAUUCCAGGUCCAAAAGUCUCCCAACAGAACAUCGUAUCGUCACAAGACGGUCGACGUUACGUUCACUUCACCUGUCAGUGGUUUUAAUGUCGCGGCUGAUCGGCGCAUAACUCCGCAGAUGCCCAUGUUCAGAAGUGUGCAGGAGCCAAUCACACAGCAGUGCGCUUUAACAGUAAACGCUUGGUUCUUACGAGAGUGACGCGCGGCUGCCUGACCAACAUGCAAAGCAAUGGCGCACAGCAGCAUCGGGGAUUGGGCGAAGGGAGAAGCCCCACCUUUGGGCUGCUUCCUGGUGGCCUAAGCGGUUCACCUGAGGCUUUGUGGAUGUAAAACCUCUGAGCCCUUACAGGUGUGGUUCAGGAGGAGAAAGAGAGGAAGGUGCAUUUCAUCAUGCAGGAGAGGAAAGACACACCUCUGGGAACAUUACAGCCGCAGACACGAUGCCUGCGAUGUGGGGACGUGCUGGAGUGGUCAGAGGAACACAGUGUCCUCAUGGGCUGCUCAUGUUGCGCUACGGUGGAUGAGACUCUGGAAAAUGUAGCCAGGGGCCUGGCCAGCAGGAUGAAGAAGGAGAAGAGUCAAUGGGCGGCGGGACGAGUGGGUGACAUAGACUUCAUUGGCUCAACUAAGAUGAGAGGAAAGUUUGUGAGGGUGCGCAGCAACACAGACCCGGUGCUGAUCUACCAGAUGUUGACAGAAGAGUGGGGCCUUGCUCCUCCGCACCUGGUGGUGGCGCUGGUGGGAGGAGAUGAGCUGGCUCAGAUGAAGCCAUGGCUCAGGGACACUCUGAGGAAAGGGCUGGUGAAGGCUGCACAAAGCACAGGGGCAUGGAUUUUGACUAAUGGCCUUCGAUUUGGCAUCACUAAGCACUUGGGCCAGGCGGUGCGAGAUCACUCCUUGGCUAGCACCUCCUCUAAAGUUCGAGUGGUGGCCAUUGGCAUCGCACCCUGGAACAUGAUACACAACCGAGAGGCACUGCUCACUGCCAAGGUGGAUGAACCUGCAGCGUACUUGCCUCAGGACUUGCCGCACGGGUCAGUGUAUUCCCUGGACAGCCAUCAUUCCCACUUUGUGCUGGUGGAGGAGGAUCCCAACAGACCAGGAGCCACCAGCGAAAUGAGGGUGAAGCUGCUCAAACACAUCUCUCUACAGCGCACUGGAUAUGGAGGCACAGGAAGCUUUGAGAUCCCCGUGCUGUGUCUCCUGGUCCACGGAGAACCGAGGAUCCUGAAGAGAAUGCAUAAAGGCAUUGGCAAUUCGACACCAUGGCUGAUCCUAGCAGGCUCUGGAGGCGUGGCAGACAUCCUUGUCACACUGAUGAAUAGAGGCUGCUGGGAUACGGACAGUGUUCAUGAGCUGCUGCUGGACACCUUUCCAAAUGCCCACCACAGCGCAGACAUCAGUAACUGGGUCAAGCUGAUCCAGAAGGUUCUCGAUAAUGGACACCUCCUUACUGUGCACGACCCUGAACAGGAGAGCUCCGAGCUGGAUACGGUCAUUCUCAAAGCUCUAGUCAAGGCUUGCAAGAGCCAGAGUCAGGAAGCCCAAGACUUCCUCGAUGAACUGAAGCUGGCCGUGGCCUGGAACCGAGUGGAUAUUGCCAAAAGUGACAUAUUUAACGGUGAUGUGGAAUGGAAGGCUUGUGACCUAGAAGAGGUGAUGAUGGACGCGCUGAUCAACGACAAACCGGACUUCGUGCGCCUCUUUGUGGACAACGGCGUGAACCUGGGCGAGUUCCUGACCUACGGCCGUCUACAGGAGCUUUAUUGGUCUGUCUCGGAAAAGAGCCUCCUUCACAACUUGCUCCUCAAAAAGUACGAGGAGAAGCAGAUCCUGCUGGGAGCCGCAAGGACGCCCGGUCCACCUGUUCACCAUCCCCCCGACCAAGGGGACCGGAAACGCUUCACCCUGUACGAGGUCGCCAAAGUGCUGAAAGACUUCCUGCAUGACUCCUGUAAAGGCUUUUACCAAAAGGUUCCCACGGAGAGGCCAGCGAAGGGUCGACUGUUCCACAGCCAGAAGAACCUGGCUGAGUUAGAGGAGCGCUGCGAACAUCCUUGGCGGGAUCUAUUCCUCUGGGCCGUCCUUCAGAACCGACAGCAGAUGGCCAACUACUUUUGGGCUAUGGGCCCUGAGGCGGUCGCGGCAGCGCUGGCAGGUUGCAAGAUCCUGAAAGAGAUGGCACGACUGGAAUCUGAGGCCGAGUCCGCCCGUAGUAUGAAGGAGGCCAAGUACGAGCAGUUUGCCCUUGAUGUCUUCGGAGAGUGUUACUCCAACAGCGAAGACAGGGCUUAUGCUUUGUUAGUGAGGAGAACACACUGCUGGAGCAAAUCUACAGUCCUUAACUUGGCGACGGAGGCCGAUGCCAAAUCCUUCUUUGCCCACGACGGAGUUCAGGCUCUCCUCACGAAGAUUUGGUGGGGGGCUAUGACGACAGACACGGCCAUCUCCAAACUUGUGGUGUCUUUCUUUUGUCCGCCGCUCAUCUGGACCAACCUCAUAAAGUUCAGCGACGAGGAACUUGACAAUCGUAACGGUGGCGAGCAGUUUGUGGAACUGGACAGUCUAGAUACGGAGAAGGCAUUAUUGCUGACCGACGACGAUGACGCUAUGGACUCCUCGCCGAGAGGACCAGCAGCUCAGAGCUGCGCCUCCGUCUGGUGGCGUUUCCUGCUCCGCCGCUGGCGCCGCUUCUGGAGCGCUCCUGUCACCGUGUUCCUCGGGAAUGUCAUCAUGUAUUUCGCCUUCCUCUGCCUCUUCACCUACGUGCUGCUGCUCGACUUCCGCCCACCCCCACCCUUAGGCCCCGGAGCCCCAGAGAUAAUGCUCUACUUCUGGGUCUUCACCUUGGUGCUGGAGGAAAUUCGACAGAGCUUCUUCACUGAUGAAGAGAUGAACAUCUUGAAGAAGUUUAAGCUCUACGUGGAGGACAACUGGAACAAGUGUGACAUGGUUGCCAUCUCACUCUUUGUUGUCGGGGUUUCAUGCAGAAUGGCGACCGACACUUACGAGGCAGGAAGGACGGUGCUGGCGAUAGAUUUCAUGGUGUUUACUCUGCGUCUGAUCCACAUCUUUGCCAUUCACAAGCAGCUGGGCCCCAAGAUCAUCAUUGUGGAAAGAAUGAUGAAGGAUGUUUUCUUCUUCCUCUUUUUCCUGAGCGUGUGGCUCAUUGCGUACGGAGUCGCCACCCAGGCUCUGCUCCACCCCAACGACCCCAGGAUUGACUGGGUGUUCCGUAGAGCCUUGUACCGCCCGUACCUGCACAUCUUUGGCCAGAUUCCCUUGGAAGAAAUAGACGCUGCUCGCAUGCCUGAAAUGAACUGCACCAAUGACUCAGAGGAGAUUAUCCUGGGCCUACGGCCGCCAUGUCCAAAUGUCUAUGCCAACUGGCUGGUCAUUCUGCUGCUGGUUAUCUUCCUUCUUGUCACCAACGUCCUGCUGCUCAACCUCCUCAUUGCCAUGUUCAGCUACACGUUCCAGGUAGUGCAGGGCAACACUGACAUCUUCUGGAAGUUCCAGAGAUAUAACCUGAUUGUGGAAUAUCACAGCCGUCCAGCGCUGGCCCCGCCCUUCAUCAUUAUCAGCCACCUCUCUCAGCUCCUCCUCAGCCUGGUCAAACGGCCUGAGUCCAAGCAGGAGCAUCUUGAGAGGGAGCUGCCGCCAGGACUAGACCAGAGGCUAAUAACAUGGGAGACGGUGCAGAAAGAGAACUACCUGGCUAAACUGGAGCGCCAGCACUGGGAGAGCAGCGAGGAGAGACUCAAGAGUACCUCCUCAAAGGUUCAGAGUUUGCUGAAGAUUGUUGGUGGAUUUAAGGACCAGGAGAAACGAAUGGCGACCAUAGAAGCUCAGGUCAGAUAUUGUGGAGAGGUGUUGUCCUGGAUGGCAGAGUGCUUUGCUCAGAGCACGCUCAAAUGCGGGAAGGAAGCUCCAAGAGCUCCAGUGUCUCUAACAGGUGCCAAAGCAUGCAGCGCCAUGGAGGUACCUCAGGGUCAACCAGAAAAAGAAGAGAAAAAGGAAGAAAUGGAAGCCAAACCAGGCCACCCAGGAUACGGAGCCAACAAAAAAUUUCCAUACAUCGAUGAAUAAAAGUGCAUAGACCACUAAUGACACUAUUAUAUCAUAAGAUUUUAAGAACAUUUUGUAAUAUGAUGAUUAGGGGAAAGUUCAUUUUUUGCUUG
Mugil cephalus (flathead mullet) is the source of this 4271-nucleotide messenger RNA. It is a transcript of the gene trpm5, whose product is annotated as transient receptor potential cation channel, subfamily M, member 5. Gene Ontology annotation, biological process: calcium ion transmembrane transport. Lineage: Eukaryota; Metazoa; Chordata; Actinopteri; Mugiliformes; Mugilidae. The transcript has 26 exons. The record is from RefSeq and is a predicted model, not a curated record. The coding region runs from base 481 to 4179 and encodes 1232 amino acids. Gene Ontology annotation, cellular component: membrane. Gene Ontology annotation, molecular function: calcium-activated cation channel activity; ligand-gated calcium channel activity.